AUGUCGCAUGCAGAGAAUAUCUUCGAGACAAGUGGGAGGAUGAGUGUCAUUGAUAUUGACGGCAAUGAUUAUAUAAAAGCCGUCAAGCAUGAAGCUCACAUCUCCGGAACAGGAAUCCUGGGAGUCCUGUCCCAGGGCUACGUGCUUCCGCCUGACAAAGUGUACGACGAUAUUACCGACUUCGUUCUCACUGGAUCGCUGGCAUCGCAAUAUCAAGACGGCAAUCGUCUCCCCGCCUACCAUCUACGGCAAGGGGAUUGGUCCCGUUCGACAGCACAGCGUCCAACUUCCAUGUCUGGGUGA
Messenger RNA from Talaromyces proteolyticus, 303 nucleotides. RefSeq lists its product as uncharacterized. Bases 1 to 303 code for a protein of 100 amino acids. The record is from RefSeq and is a predicted model, not a curated record. Lineage: Eukaryota; Fungi; Ascomycota; Eurotiomycetes; Eurotiales; Trichocomaceae. The transcript is spliced from 2 exons.